Cladophialophora psammophila CBS 110553 is the source of this 1326-nucleotide messenger RNA. RefSeq lists its product as uncharacterized. The coding region runs from base 1 to 1326 and encodes 441 amino acids. The transcript is spliced from 2 exons. Gene Ontology annotation, molecular function: DNA-binding transcription activator activity, RNA polymerase II-specific. Lineage: Eukaryota; Fungi; Ascomycota; Eurotiomycetes; Chaetothyriales; Herpotrichiellaceae. The record is from RefSeq and is a predicted model, not a curated record. Gene Ontology annotation, biological process: regulation of transcription by RNA polymerase II.
AUGUUGCAGAUGAAACUUCUCCACCAUUUCAAUACCGUUACAGCCGAAACCCUCAUCUUUGACGCAUCCAUCUGGCGUAACCAAGUGAUGGCUUUGGCAUUGCAGCAUGAGUUCCUUAUGCACGCUGUGCUCCUUAUCGGCGCCAAACAUUUGUCUUUUCUCAGUCCCGGUGAUUUCAUGUAUCGAUCAGCGUCUCUGCUGCAUCUUUCAGAAACAUUGCGUUUGUUCCGACAUGCUCUGACACAACCGAUAUCUGCCCUAAAUGCCGACGCAUUUAUGGCAACUUCGACGCUUCUCGUCCAUUAUGCAUGGGCAACGCAUGACGAUGUCGUCCGUGCGCAAGACGACGCCGAGGCAGUGUCAUCACCGGAUUCAACUCUGAACCUCAGCAUGGAUCCGUUGUUUACUUUGUCCCAAGGGCUGCGAAUGGUCUUCAUGAAGUCUUACCAUUUCAUCUGGGAGAACGAAAGCAUAUUUGCUGCCUCAGCCCGUCAUCGCCCUCGCGAGUCCCUUGAACAGGCUACCCUUGGACACUCUAGGGCUUCGCAGGACUUGGAAAUCCUCAUCUCCAAGGCAUACUGUAGGCAACGCGCAGCUUCGGGGAAGCCUGUCAUUGUUUGUCCAAAGUCUGCGUGUCUAGAUGCGGUGAUCCGGUUCUUUCUUGACCUGCGCACGGGUCAUGAGAAGGUGUUCACAGGACUAGAACAUCCAGAUGAAGAUCCUGAAGAGGAUCUUGAAUUGGCCGGCUUCCUAGAUGCGACCGCUCGAUUGGUGCUUCUCUUGGGGCUCUUCCGACGGCAGUCAUUCGUCACUGACACGGGUCUCUCGAUAGAGGCUAACCUGGCUCACAGCCCAAGACGGACCGCUAGUGUAUUCGAAAAGGUUGCCACUCGCCCUUUCCCGCCACUUUCGGACCUCGCGCGCUACAUUUUCGCUUUUCCGACGCGAUCGACCGACUGUUUCAUCCGACUCGUCCGACAACAACAUCCGUAUGCGCUUCUCGUUUUAUUACUUUUCUACCGUGCUGUCUCCUUACUCCUUCCUCAGCAACAGUGCUGGUGGAGCCGCAGGCGUGCUCAGGCUGUCCCGUCGGCUAUCGAGAGCGCCUUACGAGCACACGGCGACGUCGAUUUGGACACCAUACUGCAAGAGGGUAAUAGGGUGCUUGAGGGUUGGCCAGGAGUAGUUUCGAGUGGCGAGGACACCCCUGCGGUCAACUCGCGGAGGCUUCUUGGAGUGGAUGGCUGGGAUGAAACUUGGGAACGGACCCGAUAUGUCUUGGAAAAGUUCGGUUGGAGGAAAGGACGCUGGUAUUCUGAAGAGUAG